Notolabrus celidotus (New Zealand spotty) is the source of this 2998-nucleotide messenger RNA. It is a transcript of the gene ankrd33ba, whose product is annotated as ankyrin repeat domain 33ba. Gene Ontology annotation, molecular function: protein binding. The coding region runs from base 471 to 2063 and encodes 530 amino acids. The record is from RefSeq and is a predicted model, not a curated record. The transcript has 6 exons. NCBI's taxonomy places the organism in Eukaryota, Metazoa, Chordata, Actinopteri, Labriformes, Labridae.
CGGAUUAAGGGACUGUGGGUUAACAGGCUGCUGUCUCUCUCCGCCCUACAUGGGACGGUCGUGUGAGCAGCUCUCUAACUUUCUGCUGUCAGCUCCUCAUUUUACACAAACUGUGUCUUCCCUCGUGUGCUCUGGAGCCGGAUAACCGUCACUUCACAUUAACGUGGUUUCGUUUUGGGCGUGUGCCACAGCAGAUUCUUCACCUCGUGGGACGUUCAGGGACCAGACGCGCGUAAUGUCAACAACUCUACCAGAAUGACUGACGGGUGAACGCACGCGCUACGGGCUCAUCCAGGAGUCACUUUGGCACAGAAGAAUUUUGCGUAAUUGAAGCUCCCGAAAGAGAUGAAGUGACUUCAGGGACCGUGGUUUUAUCCAGCUCCUGUCCGAAGAGACUCAGUUCCAUGUGUGCGCCCUGCGUGCCAGGCUGCACUCCACCCCGAGGACUGUGCCCAAGACCCGGGGGUUAGAUGGUGCUUAUCACGGACGACAGGGAUGGAGGAGGCGCUUCGUCAGUCCGGGUCAAACAGCUCCACCAGACACCUAAAGUCGGGGUAAACAUCCCUCAGAUCCACCCUCCUGUGGCUGAGUUCAACUCUGACGAGGACUACCUGAGCUCGUGCGAGGAGAACGAGGAAGAGGACGAUGAAGGGGAGGAGGGGGAUGAUGAGUUCGAAGAAGUUGACUUCGAGGACUUGGAUGAUGGCAGGAGCAUCGCGUCGGAUGACUCCUACUACCCUCCGGAUGAUGUGUUCGCGGACUCGGAGCGCACCCCGUCUCCGGACAGCCCGGAGCCGCUGUCCUUCUUCCAGGCGUGCUGCAACAACAACGCGGCUAUAGUCCGGAUCAUGAUCCGACAUGGAGUGACGGAGGAGGAGGUUCACCAGAAGGACAGGAAUAACAGGAUCGGGCUGCUGGUGGCGUGUUAUCAAGGUUUUGUGGACGUUGUCAUCGCGCUGUCUCAGUGUCCGUUUCUGGAUGUCAACUGGCAGGACAGUGAAGGGAACACAGCUCUCAUCACGGCUGCUCAAGCAGGCCACAUAACAAUCACCAACUAUCUGCUCAACUACUACUCCGGGCUGGACAUCGAGAGGAGGAACUGUCACGGCUUCACGGCACUGAUGAAAGCCGCCAUGCAGGGCCGGGUGGAAUGUGUGCGCUCCAUCAUGAUGGCAGGUGCUGCUUUGAACUCCAGGGACUUUGGCCGACACUUCACUGCCAGGGAGUGGGCCUUGUUUACAGGCCGUUAUGAGACCGCCUGGGUAAUGACACGCCUUAUGGAACGACCCAGCCCUCACCAGUACAAGGAUUCAUUCAGUCUAGAGUGGCCUCCGCUGGCAUCACUGGUUGCCAAAGCCCAGGAGCCUCGUGGCUGCCUGAAGCGCCUUUCGGACACUGUGCGGAACGUAUUCAACAUCGCCAAUGUCACCAACCCUGAGGAUGAGGGCGUCAUUGACCACAUGGUUUCUAUAACCACUGCCAUGAGGAGCCCUUUCAUCGCUGUGGCAUGUCAUACAGUGUGUCCUGACAGUCCCCCGAGUGUAGGCAAACGGAGCCAUGCAGUUCCCGAGAUCAUCCGACAGCAGCGCGCCAAAGAGCUCCGCUCCGUCAACCCUAACAGGGCAGACAGCCACCUCAAACUCUUCCAGAACUCCCGGGUAACACUGGUGGCCAAAAACUCAGUGGACCGUCGGGCCAGCCUUCAGGUUCAGAGCCUGGUCCCCCGACACAGGAGCUCCAGCCUCGGCAUCGUGGGUUAUAAUGAAGCCCUGGAUCUGCGGAGGACCAGCCUGCUGCCUUUGAACAUGAUGCUGAGGAGGAGCAGUGUCAGGCCGGGGUUCAGCAUCCCCAAAGUGAGGGUGUCCAAGGCGCCCACGCCUUCGUAUGAGCCUGAAAAGAUUCGGAGGAAGAGCAGCUGCAGAGAUGGAGGUGGGCAUCUGCUGCAGAUCCCAAAGUGGCGCUACAAGGAACUGAAGGAAGAGAGGAGGAAAGCAGAGGAGGCGGAGAGGAGGAGGCUGGAGGCCAUAACCAAAAGACACCUUGCUACAGGGAGAAAGAAAUGAUAUCACUGCCUCAGAGGAUGUCAUGUACACUAACCAAAAGAAGACAAAGUCUGGGAUGGACCAUUUGUUAUGAAGACUUUGCUGUAAUACUUCCUACCAGGUAUUGUGCUCAGGGGGAGCUUCUCUUACCAGCAGUGUUUCAAGUAAAGAAGGAGACUGAGGGCUGCGUGGUCGCCUCAGUUUGUAAGGGGUGGUGCUGGAUGGCCUUUGGAAAGCGGCUGCAGGAGCUUUGACAGCUACACCACCAUGCUUAGUGUCCUUUAUGAUGUCAGAGGCUGAAGCCCCGAGGAUCUGAUACUUGAAAUGUUUGUAGCUAACUUAUUUUUUUCAUAUUUAUUGCUUUUCAACGGGAUGGCAGAGUCUAUAUUUUGUAACGCUUAAGGAGCUGGAGUCGGCAGGGUUUUUUGUAGCGUGCUGGACUCUUCUGGAGCAGAGGACCUUUACUCAAACACAUUCUGUCAGGCUGGAGCCAAAACAGAAAGUUGUUGAUCUUUCUGCCCAAAAAUGGAAGCAAGUUUUUAAAGAUGUUAUGAAAUAAUGUCUGGUGGAGAAUACUAAAGUGCAGGUUUUAUUGACUCAGCUCAGUUAAAUUAAAUGGCAUUUGAUGAUGAAGAUGCUUUUUUAUUUUGCUUUAUAAAGAUGAAUCCAUGAAUGUAUUUAGCAUAUAUUUCGUAUUAGAUGAUGCUUUUUGAAGAUUCUUUUAUUUUUAUCUGAUAUGAACUCUUUCACUAACUCUUACAUGUUUUCUAGUCUUAUUACCUGGUCUUAACUCUUACCUGUGGUAAGAACGUUUCUACUCUUCCCAAAUGUUUACAUUGCAAAACCAAACUAACACUGGCUGUAAAAGUGACCCUACACUAACAUGCUUUGACUGAGAGGACCAUGUGAGUCGGUGUGGAUGAUGUGAACAAAAUAAACUCUUCUGCUUACAGUGA